Molecule: messenger RNA, 2578 nt
Organism: Ooceraea biroi (clonal raider ant)
Lineage: Eukaryota; Metazoa; Arthropoda; Insecta; Hymenoptera; Formicidae
Product: dolichyldiphosphatase 1
Biological process (GO): lipid biosynthetic process; protein N-linked glycosylation
Cellular component (GO): endoplasmic reticulum membrane; intracellular membrane-bounded organelle
Molecular function (GO): dolichyldiphosphatase activity
Source: RefSeq, a predicted model, not a curated record
GCGCAGUUCUCAUUUUUUUCCCCGAUUAUUUUUGCGGUUGAUUUUAAUUUUCAGCCACGAGGUCGUUGACAGCUGCGAGUAUCAGAGUCGCCGCUAACCGAUCGAGCUCGAGAGAGGGAUUGGGCAUUGAUUUCGCGGCGUUCCGUUUGGUGGCUUUCGUCGGUGCCUCUUCGCGAUCUCUCGUUCGGCCUCGUCGUUUAGCGCGAUUAGUGCAAGUAGUGUAAGUGAGGUCAGUGCCGACGGAAGGACGGACGGACGGCUGCGAGCGACAGUCACGAUCAGUCCAGACGUCGAAUCAGUGCGGUCGCGAGCACCCGAGCACACGACAACCCCGGUGUUUCCAUUCGCGAGACAUGCCACUGCAUCAAGAAUCGCGAUAACAUGGCAUCGGUCGACGAGUCGUUGGAGUUUCGUUCGAAACAUGCUGCCGACAAACUCGAAUGGACCCCGCUGUCUCUGACAUUCGUGGAGUACCCGGAAGGAGAUUUCUUCGGGGAGCUUUUGGCUGUAUUGAGUCUAGCGCCGUUUAUAAUCAUAAUUGGUUUCGUCACAUUGAUACUUUUUAGAAGAGAUUUACAUACUAUUACAUUUUUUAGCGGCGCUCUUAUCAAUUACUUAAUAAAUUUUGUAUUAAAACAUACGAUUCGUCAGUCGAGACCGAUGAAGAGAGAUGGCCUGUAUAACGAAUACGGCAUGCCAUCUACACAUGCACAAUUUAUAUCGUUCUUCGCUGUAUACGCAACACUUUUUAUAUAUUUUAGGUUGAAUUAUAAUUGUACGAUAUUCGAAAAGUUUUGGCGGACAAUAGUAGCAAUAGGAUGCAUUAUCGUAGCCGUACUGGUCAUUUACGGCAGAGUGUAUUUGCUGUACCACUCCACCAUUCAAGUAUUCUGUGGUGCGUUAAUCGGAAUUGUACUGGGAACAGCAUGGUUCGUAAUCACGCAUACGUUUCUGACACCAUUUUUCCAUGUAGUGGUCUCAUGGCGAAUAUCGGAAUACCUGUUGUUGCGCGACACGACGCUAAUUCCUAACGUCCUGUGGUUCGAAUACACGAGUAUCCGUACGGAAGUGCGUGCACGUGCACGAAAGUUGUCGGCGAUAGGCAGAUCGCAUUGACGAUUAGUAGGCUGGCCGAUAAAUUAAAUGGCCGCUAAUAAAUGCCUUGAUAACGAACGACCCAACGUUGAACUAGCAUUCCUUUAUAGCUGACAAGAGUUUGGAAACGGGCGCAAAUACAUCCGUUUGGUACAUGCGAAUCGACAUUCUAUUCCAUUUCCCGAGAUACAUCAAGUGUUAAAGAAUGCCAGUACAAACGUGAAAACGAUUGCGAACUAACCGUCAUUAAUCAUCGUCAUCGUCAGCAUCAUCCAACAUUGUCGUUAUCGCAAUGAUUAUUAUCAAUAUGACGAUAAUUAUUAAUAUUAGGACUAAUAUGAUAACUUUUUAUGUAUUUUUAUUGAAAGAUGAUGUGAUGAUAAUUGAAAGAUGAGAUAACCGAACAUGGCGCAAAUUUGCGUGACUCCUAACUGUCAAAGACACUGCUGCGAAAGACAGAGAUGACAACUCUCGAAUGUAACACUGCAAAAUGUCAGGAUUUUUAGUCCAAAGCCAUCAAGUGCUCGUUUAUGCCGCUCAAUUUCAGAUACUAUCGUACGCUCGACAAAUUAUUUUCUUCGGGAACCACCGUUGAAUAUUCAACAAUACGUUUUGCAUAGUGACUUUAAAGGAGCAUGUAUAUACUACGAGUGUGCUAGAUCCUUCCCUCGUAUAUUCCAGAUACUUAAUCAAAUGGAGAUCGAAAUAUCGGCACGCGUUUACGGCUUCAGUGUUCGGUUAAAUUGAGACUGGUAAUUGUUUUACGUUUUUCUGGAUAUGAACGACGAUUGAUCAAUAAUGAACAGCUGCGAACGGAAGAAAUAAAUCUCCUAGCUUGACAGGUCCAGUUUGCUCGGUGAAUGUGCUACAAUAGUUUAUUACAGCAAUACAAACGUUUCGCAAUAACUCAUUAUAGCACAUUUUCAUUUUCUUUCAUUUUAUCCCAUUUUUCAUAUGCAUGUACAUUACUCGAUUUAUUUCCUAAAGUAUCGAGAGAAAAAUUGACGCGUUCAAUUAUUUUCCGAAUUACUGGAAGUUAUUACAACUAUUAGUUAAAUUAUAAAUCAGCAAGAUUUUAAUAUUAUGUAUACAAUAACAUUUAACGUACGAUACAUAUACUUUUAAGUGUUGAUGCGAAUUCUUCCUCGCAUGCCCGUUGUUGAUUCGUUAAUAUUUAUGAGACUGCCUCAUGUAUCGAAAUGUUACGUUAGUUCCUUUCUUUUCUUCGGAGUUAAAUACGUUUAAUUGUUGUUCCUUUUUAAAAUUUAUCAAAUUCAAUGAUUUUCUGCAGUAGAAAAAGGUGCGAGUCAUAGCAUAAAGAUAACAAUAAUUGUUAGUUUAAAUAGAAGAUAGCGGGCGACAAACGGUAGCGAUGUUGUACAGUUGCAAUUAAUUUUUUUCUGCGGAGGAGAGAGAAAGAUAUAGCAUUUUGUUAAUGGAAUUUAAUAAAGUAGCACAAGAGUGCAGUCGAUCGCUUGAAAAA